Rhododendron vialii is the source of this 1109-nucleotide messenger RNA. Its product is annotated as ATP synthase subunit O, mitochondrial-like. The coding region runs from base 117 to 857 and encodes 246 amino acids. Gene Ontology annotation, cellular component: membrane. Gene Ontology annotation, biological process: proton motive force-driven mitochondrial ATP synthesis. The record is from RefSeq and is a predicted model, not a curated record. The transcript has 6 exons. Gene Ontology annotation, molecular function: proton-transporting ATP synthase activity, rotational mechanism. NCBI's taxonomy places the organism in Eukaryota, Viridiplantae, Streptophyta, Magnoliopsida, Ericales, Ericaceae.
AAAAGGCUAGCACCAUGCCUACCCUAACCAACGUCACCAUUUCGAGACCAUUUCGAGCUAGACUCUCUCUCUCUCUCUCUCUCAGAAUACAACGAAGGAAUUUGUGAUUCGUGGGAAUGGCAAUGGCUGGGCGUCUGAGAUCGAGCUUCCCUCACUUCCAGAAGAUUCUGAGAUCCGAUUCUCUCUCCUCCCCCCAGCGAUCCACCCUGCUAUGCCCUGCCUUCUCCAAUCCCGAGUUCUCUAGGGAUUAUUCUUCAGCAUCUCCUCCAAAGGAACAGAAAGUUAAGGUGCCUCUGACUAUGUUUGGUGUAUCUGGAAACUAUGCCUCUGCAUUGUACCUUUCAGCAGUAAAAGCUAAUGCACUGGAAAAGGUUGAAUCUGAGCUUCUUGACCUUGUUGAGGCUUCAAAGAGAAGUCCUACAUUUGCUCAGUUCAUGAAAGAUUUGACAGUCCCUAAGGUUACUAGAAUCAAGGCUUUAACGGAAAUUUGUGCUCAAGCUAAAUUGUCUGAUAUCACAAGGAACUUUUUGUUAAUUUUGGCUGAGAAUGGGAGGCUAAGGCAGAUGGAAAUUAUAGCCAAGAGAUUUACAGAAGCGACCAUGGCGCAUAGGGGAGAAGUGAAAGCCAUUGUGACAACCGUAAUUCCUCUUCCUGCUGAAGAGGAGAAAGAACUGAAAGAAACUCUACAGGAAAUACUUGGACAGGGGAAGAAGGUUAAACUUGAACAGAAGAUUGAUUCUUCCAUUCUUGGUGGAUUGGUGGUGGAAUUUAGCCAAAAGGUCUUUGACAUGUCCAUCAAGACUAGAGCAAGGCAGAUGGAGAGAUUCCUGCGGGAUCCUGCCAAUCUGGGGAUCUAAAAGGUGCUGCGCCUUUUUGGCGUAAUCAAAAGAAACACUUUCCAUUCAUGUCUCUAAUAUCUUUUGUCAAAGUUUCGUUUGGUUUGGUCUGACCAAGAAAGGUUCUUGUUUCGGAACCAAGCUGCGAAAGUAUUUACUUUGUCGUAUUUCGUGGGUUGGGAGCGAUGUGCGUGCACAUCCUUUGGACUGUUUGCUAGUUGUUCAUCAUCAAAUUUGGAUCUAUUUUUGUUGAAAAUAAAAGCUAAUAGCUCA